AUGAGCGGUAGAUACGAUAGUGAACGACGUGGUAGAGUAGAUGACAGAGAGAGUCAAUGGGCCGAUAGUGAGGGCAGCGAACCGGAAGGAUACAUCUAUGACUACAGGAUUGAUCCAAGAGAUUUGCGGCGACGGAGGCCACAGUUUGAUAACUCACUGGGACAGUUGGCACCAGUAAGAGGCAGAGGAGUACUAGCUGGACCAAGUAGUCGUCGCAGAGGUCAAAGUGUACCACCCCAAUCAAGUGGACUAGGACAAAGUGCACCAUCAAUUCGUUGGAAUACAGAAAGCCCGGUGAAGACUAAUGUUGAAACACCAAGAAGACCAAUUGGUACGGUACCAAGAAGGCAAUUUGGUGUAGUACCAAGAGGACAAAACAGUAUGGUACGAAGAGGACAAAAUGGCAUGGAACCUAAAGGUCUAACUAAUAUGGCACAAGAAGGACAACGCAAUAUGGUACCAAGAAGACAAAAUGGCGUGGCACCAAGAAGACGUAUACUAAGAAGAAGAAGAGCUGCAACACCAAGACGAAAAGCUAGUACAAGACAAAGACGUUCAACCAGUAGAACAUCUAGUAGUUCAAGUGGUACAACUCCAAACAGACAAAGUACCCCUCUACCAGGUCCAAGCGUCCUAGUAGGUCCAAAUGGUCAAUUGUACGUCCGGCAAGCCCGUAGAUCAUUCUCACAAAGCAAAAGCCCUGUGAGAAGAAGUCGUAGCACUGCAAGAAGGAGUCUAAGUGUAGCAAGCAGAAGUCGUCGUCCAGUGAGAAAAGGCCGCAGUACGGUAAGACGUCGUCGUGCUAACAGAAGACAACAAGGUCCAGACGUGUUAGUCGGUCCAAAUGGCAGGAUCUACAACCAAAGUGCUAGAAGAAGUCGCAGCCCAUAUUCUGGGUCCAGUCUCGCUGCAUCUCGAUCAAGGCGUUUACCAAGGAGGUCAGUUAGUGCUUCAUCUACCAACAGUAGUGCACGUACCAGAUCAUUUGUUGGUCGUGGCGGUAGACGAUGGGCUUCAGAAGGACCGCCGAGACAGAGAGCACAGGCCAGACCACAAAGAGCUGCUAGUUUAGGACGAAGGGCCUCAAGCGUUGGAGCAGCACAAGACAGAAGGCAAAGUCUACAAGAACGGCCGUUCCUUCAGCGUAGACAGGGAGGAUUUGUGGAGAGAAGAGCUCAAAGAAGACAAGGCCCAGCCCUUCCAAGUCCCAGCAACAGAAGACAGUCUCCACUUCGUUUUGGACCAGGACGACGACCAAGCCCAGAGUACAGUGAUCCUGAGGAAAGUAGCACGACUGGAGAGUACGUUUAAAUUUUUAAUUUCAAAUUUAUUUUUUAAAAUGAAAUUUUUUUUUAUUUAAAUUUAUUUUUUCAAAAUAUAAACCUAAAAUUUUAAAUUUCAGCGACGAAGGCGCGGACCCAGACUACGUACCAAGCUCCACUGACGAAGACACUUCUGAAGACGACAAUGGUUUUGAUUCUGGAAGACAAUCUCCAAACAGCUCGUUUUCAUCAUCUUCAAACUCAACCUCAAGUACUUCGAGCUCGGACGGACGACCAGUCUGGGAUCCAAACGAGAACUACAUGUUGUCAUCGGAAGAAGAUUACACUAGCAGUGACGAGUCUGAAUACACUUUGAACUCGGGAACCAGCGAUUCAGGGCAUUUCACCGAAAACGACAGCCGCGACUUUGACGAAUAUGAUGAUGAAGAUGAAGGUAGAGGAGGAGGUGGCCCACAGAUGGGAAUGAUGGGCAUGGCAGAUUGA
Bursaphelenchus okinawaensis is the source of this 1766-nucleotide messenger RNA. Lineage: Eukaryota; Metazoa; Nematoda; Chromadorea; Rhabditida; Aphelenchoididae. The record is from the annotation of a GenBank genome assembly.